This is a messenger RNA of Gadus morhua (Atlantic cod), 3824 nucleotides long. RefSeq names its product pollen-specific leucine-rich repeat extensin-like protein 1. The coding region runs from base 912 to 3824 and encodes 970 amino acids. The transcript is spliced from 2 exons. Lineage: Eukaryota; Metazoa; Chordata; Actinopteri; Gadiformes; Gadidae. The record is from RefSeq and is a predicted model, not a curated record.
AGAACUAGGGUUAUUAGGACUAGGGUUAGUAGGAUUAGGGUUAGUAGGACUAGGGUAAGUAGGAAUAAGGUUAGGAUGGUUAUGAGGACUAGGGUUAGUAGGACUGGGGUUAGGACAAGGAUUACUAGGGUUAGUAGCACUAGGGUUGGUAAAACUAGGGUUAGCAGGACUAGGGUUAGUGGGGUUGGGACUAGGGAUAGCAGGGUUCGUAGGACUAGGGUUAGUACCAGUCCUACUCCCAGUGACUCCUGCCCGACAGCUGGUCUCUCAGGUAACAGGAGGCUGCACUGAGCAUGCUCCACACGAGACCCAGGUAACCCUACCUCACACUUAGACACACACUCACUCACACACACACACACACACACACACACACACACACACACACACACACACACACUCACAGGGUGUUUAGUGGACUCCAUGGUUUCCUGACUUGGUCUCUCGGAGGCGGAAGGGGGAAUAUCCUGGGAUAUCGUCUCUGGAGCACUGCUUCCCUUCCUGGAGUGAGGCGGGCUGGACCGUACCACCUCAUCUGUCCCGGGGGGCGCUGGCUCCACCACAGGUCACAACUGUACUCACAACAGACUGGAGUUGGACCGAGACCAGUUAGUCCAGGAGGUAGUGCCGUACCAGACCAUCAGAGCCUGGGGAGACCUUCUGGUGAAGUGUUGGAUCAGCCCCUCCGGGGGGGGAUCUGCUCUCUGGUCAACAUGCAGCGCUCAGGUGGAGAGCGGUUCAGUUCGUUGGAGGAGCGCUGAAUCCCAGCCUUCAGCUUUUUGUCCGCUGUCCACGAUGUCAGAAGCGUCCUUUGCCUCCUACCACUGGAAGUGAGCUGUGUUAGUCCGCGAAGCUCCUCAGACAUUCUGCCGCAGUAGCAGGAUGUUGGCCCGCAGGACCUCUCCGUUACCAUGGUGAUGGGGCCCUCCAGGGCAGACUCUGUCCCAUACGACGGCAACAUCACGGUGAAGGCGGCUACGCGGUCUGGCGAGUCGCCCGGGGUCUACACCCGGGACCUGGCCAUCGCCGCCCCUGUCUGCUUCACCGGCGGUGUGGUACUGACCCUGAUGGUGGUUUUGAUCUACCAGCGACUGUCCCGGAGGAGGAGAGAGAAGAAGGCGAGGAAGGAGCGAGAGAAGGAGCAGGAGGCGGAGGGAGGGAGAGCGGAGGAGCAGGACUCCAGCGCCUGGGGGAGGCGGAGGGAGCUGGCCUCUCCAGGAGACCGCAGGCCGCCCUGGGACGGCGGGCCGGGCGCUCUGGACCCAUCGAGAGCCGUGGGCGGCGGCGGACAUCUGAAGUGUCCUCACUGCAGAGGGGCGGGGCCGGGGGCCGGGGACCCCCGGGCUGGGGGUCUGGGGGCCCGGGCUGGGGGUCUGGGGGCCCGUGAACCCCGGGUCGGGGGCCUCGGGGAGGGGGGGAACCAGACGAGGAGCGAGCAGGGAGGCGUGGGGGGGAGGUCCGGGAUGCCGCCCCACAGGAGGGCGCUGAUCCCCAACGUGGUGGCCAACGGCGGCCCCGGUCACCCCCCCCCCAGAGACAGAGCCCCCCGGGGCAUCCUGAGACCCCACCCCACGGGAAAGUGCCUGGUUCAGUCCAGGACCCAUGGAGACCUGUCAGGACGAGGCUCAAUCCACUACAGGUCUGAGGAGUCAGGAGACCACUACAAGUCUGAGGGGCCAGGAGACCACUACAGGUCUGAGGGGUCAGGAGACCACUACAAGUCUGAGGGGCCAGGAGACCACUACAGGUCUGAGUGGUCAGGAGACCCAGACCACUACAGGUCUGGGGGGUCAGGAGACCACUACAAGUCUGAGGGGUCAGGAGACCACUACAGGUCUGAGGGGUCAGGAGACCACUACAGGUCUGAGGGGCCAGGAGACCCAGACCACUACAGGUCUGAGGGGCCAGGAGACCACUACAGGUCUGAGGGGCCAGGAGACGACUACAGGUCUGAGGGGCCAGGAGACAACUACAGGUCUGGCCCAGCCCCUCAGGCCAGAGGUUUUCUGUCCAGGCUAAUCUGUGACCACUGCAAUCAAACAUCUGGGGCCAGAGCAGACGAUGUGAGCAGCAGCCAGGAGGGGCUCUCCCUGGGCCCCUCAGAGCGCCCGGCCCUGCCCAAGUCCCGCCCCAGGGCCCGGGGGGCCAGGGACCUCAGCCCCAGAGACAGGAGAGGGAGGAGGAACGUUACCUUCUACCUCGAAAGACCCCUGGAGCCCAGGAGGUCUGGGGACAAGACGAGGAAGAGAGGCGAGGGAGGGAAGAGAGAGGGACGGCAGAGGACCAGAGGUCAUUCCAGGCGGCUGCUGAAGGUCAACCUCAACCUGAGUCCGGUCCGGAGGAACAAAGUCCACCCCGGGAAGUCCUCGGAGAAGAGGAGCUCCAGGGGGGAGGGCCGGGGCCCAGAGGGGAGGAAGGAGAAUGCAUCGGAGGGAGAAGGAGAUCAAGGAGGAGGCCGCAAAGAAAAGAAGAAUGAAACAAAGAUCUCCAAAAACAAGAAGGUAGUGGAGGAGAACAAGACCUCCUCUGAAGAGAAACCCUCCCAACAAAGCUCAGAACUAGACCAAAAGGAUUCUGUUGGGACCACGGACCAAUCAGAAGCCAGCAGAGCUCCUGAGGGCCUGACACCCUCCAAUGAACUGGGACAAGACCUGCAGCUGGGCCCGCCUCCAUGUCCUCCCCCCGCCCCGGCCAGCGUCUCUCUGACCCCCAGCGCAGCCCGCCCUGCAGCACGCCCCUCCCUGCGCGCCCUCCUGCCCCCGGCCCCCACCCUGCUACACCGUCACGCCAACAGUAGCCUGGCUGCUCACGUAGCGUCCCCGGGUCUCCGUGGUCUGACCCCCUACAGGGCCGCUCCUGCCGGCGCCCAGGGCCUGGCUCUCCACAGAGGCUUACGUCAUAGCGCUUCGGCCGCUUCCCUGCUAGCCAGCCCUGGACGGAGCAGACCUCUGCUGGGCCGGGCCGCCAGCACCCCCUCCUUCUACACCGGGCCGCCUGCAGUCCCAGCGCCCAGCACCCAGCCUCUGUCCCCUCCUCAGCCGCCUCCUGAGAGCCUCCCUCCGGCCCCCAGACCCCCCGCUGAGAGCCUCCCUCCGGCCCCCAGACCCCCCGCUGAGAGCCUCUCUCCGGCCCCCAGACCCCCCACUGAGAGCCUCCCUCUGGCCCCCAGACCCCCCGCUGAGAGCCUCCCUCUGGCCCCCAGACCCCCCGCUGAGAGCCUCCCUCUGGCCCCCAGACCCCCCGCUGAGAGCCUCCCUCCGGCCCCCAGACCCCCCGCUGAGAGCCUCCCUCUGGCCCCCAGACCCCCCACUGAGAGCCUCCCUCUGGCCCCCAGACCCCCCGCUGAGAGCCUCCCUCCGGCCCCCAGACCCCCCGCUGACCCACCCCAGGGCCCAGGCCUCCAGGCUGGGCAGGACCGCCCGGCCCAGGGGUCUGUGGCUGGGCGUGGUGGAGCAGGGCCUCCGGGAGAGGCUGGAGGGGGAGAUGGAGACCCCCCAGGGCCCCAUUGGUUGGUGGCUGGAGGCCCAGUAGUGGCCAGCCACUCCGCAAGCGGGGCUCGCCGAGGGGCCCUGACGGCUGCAGGGGAUGCCGAAGGGAGUGUGACCUCGGUACCAGUUGAGGGUGCAGAAGAGGGUGUGGUGUCCUCGCCAGGGGGCGUGGUUUCAUCUCCAAGGGGCGUGGCCACCGCCGGGUCUCAGGCCCUGCUGCAGCAGGAGUACCUGUCAGAAGACAGAGGCUCCUCCCCCAAGAGGAAGUUGAAGCUGGUCCUUCCUGAGAAGGCCUCCAGCAGACCUCCCACGGCUCUGGAGAGGAAGAUACGAUAG